AUGUGGAGGCUGAGGAUCGGAGAUAAGGCAGGAGAUAAUCCUUACUUGUGCACCACCAACAAAUUCCUCGGAAGACAGAUAUGGGAGUUCGAUGUAAACGCAGGCUCUCCAGAAGAACUCGCCGAGGUCGAGGAGGCUCGCAAGAAUUUCUCAGAAAAUAGGUCAAACUACAAGGCUAGUGCGGAUCUCCUUUGGCGUAUGCAGUUUCUAAGGGAGAAGAAGUUCGAGCAGAAGAUUCCACGGGUUAUAAUAGAGGAUGCAGAGAAAAUAACGUAUGAAGACGCGAGGACGGCACUGAGAAGAGGAAUACUUUAUAUGGCAGCAUUGCAGGCUGAUGAUGGACAUUGGCCUGCUGAAAAUGCUGGUUGCAUGUUCUUCAACGCCCCAUUUGUCAUAUGCUUGUAUAUCACUGGCCAUCUUGAUAGUAUCUUCUCUCAUGAGCACCGGAAAGAGAUGAUGCGUUACUUGUAAAACCAUCAGAACGAGGAUGGUGGGUGGAGAGAACCCGAUUAUGAUGGUCAACAAAGUGCUUGUGCAAGGGCUCGUAAAUGGAUCCUUGACCACGGUGGUGCUACUUAUACGCCAUUGUUUGGAAAGGCUUGGCUUUCGGUUCUUGGUGUGUAUGAAUGGUCUGGCUGCAAACCGAUACCGCCAGAGUUCUGGUUGCUACCUUCUUGGUUUCCUAUUAGUGGAGGCACUCUCUGGAUUUAUUUACGGGAUACUUUUUUGGCAUUGUCCUAUUUGUAUGGUAAAAAAUUUGUUGCUACAUCAACACCUCUCAUUCUACAGCUUCGUGAAGAGCUUUAUCCUCAGCCUUAUGCGGAUAUUGUUUGGAGUCAAGCUCGCAAUCAAUGCGCAAAGGAAGAUUUAUACUAUCCACAAACGUUUGUACAAGAUUAGUUUUGGAAAAGUGUUCAUAUGUUUUCGGAGAACAUCUUAAAUCGAUGGCCUUUCAAGAAGCUCAUAAGAGAAAAAGCUAUCCGAACAGCAAUGGAACUCAUUCACUACCAUGGGGAAGCAACCCAAUUCAUUACUGGUGGAGCUGUGCCAAAGGUGUUUCAUAUGCUAGCUUGUUGGGUUGAUGAUCCAGAGAGUGAUUAUUUUAAAAAACAUCUCGCUCGAGUCCCUGGAUUCAUAUGGAUUGCAGAGGACGGCCUGAAAAUCCAGACUUUUGGUAGCCAAAUAUGGGAUACAGCCUUCUUGCUACAAGUAAUGUUAGCUGCUACUUUUGACGACGAGAUUAGAUCAACGCUCAUAAAAGGAUACUCUUACUUAAGGAAAUCUCAGCUUACAGAAAAUCCUCCUGGUGUAUAUACCAAAAUGUUCAGAGACAUAUCAAAAGGAGGCUGGAGUCUUUCAGACAAAGAUCAAGGUUGGCCAGUUUCAGAUUGUAUUGCUGAGAGUUCAGAGUGCUGCCUAAUCUUUCAGGACAUGCCGUCUGAGUUUAUUGGUGAGAAAAUGGAGGUGGAGAGGCUUUAUGAUGCCGUCAAUAUGCUGCUCUAUUUGCAGAGCGAUAAUGGCGGUAUAGCAAUAUGGGAGGCAGCACGAGGGAAAAAAUGGCUAGAGUGGCUUAGUCCAAUAGAGUUUAUUGAAGACACAAUCGUAGAGCAUGAGUAUCUAGAAUGCACAGGUUCGGCGAUAGUAGUGUUGGCUCGAUUCAUGAAACAGUUUCCAGGGCACAGAACAAAAGAGGUCAAAAGGUUUAUAACAAAGGGAGUGAAAUACAUAGAGGACUUGCAAAUGCCAGAUGGUUCAUGGUAUGGGAACUGGGGUGUGUGUUUCAUAUAUGGAACCUUCUUCGCAGUACGAGGUCUAGUGGCUGCGGGAAAGACUUACAAUAACUGUGAGGGGGUUCGUAAAGCAGUUUGUUUCCUUCUCGAGAACCAAAACAUCGAAGGUGGUUGGGGAGAGAGUUAUCUUUCUUGCCCCAACAAAAAAUAUACUCCUUUGAGUGGAAACACGACCAAUGUGGUGAAUACAGGACAAGCACUGAUGGUUCUGAUCAUGGGUGGUCAGAUGGAGAGAGACCCUUUACCCGUUCAUCGCGCGGCAAAAGUGUUGAUCAAUUCGCAGAUGGAUAACGGCGAUUUCCCACAACAGGAAGUAAGAGGAGCCUACAAAAUGAAUGUGCUGCUUCAUUAUCCAACCUAUAGGAACAUGUUUACUCUUUGGGCACUCACAUAUUACACGCAGGCUCUGCGCCUGCUCGUCUGA
This is a messenger RNA of Eutrema salsugineum, 2214 nucleotides long. RefSeq names its product tirucalladienol synthase. Gene Ontology annotation, molecular function: beta-amyrin synthase activity. The record is from RefSeq and is a predicted model, not a curated record. Gene Ontology annotation, biological process: triterpenoid biosynthetic process. Lineage: Eukaryota; Viridiplantae; Streptophyta; Magnoliopsida; Brassicales; Brassicaceae. Gene Ontology annotation, cellular component: lipid droplet.